GUCUAUUUUGUAAAGAAUUGAUAUUAAGAGCGUGUAAAAAGCGUCAUGAUUAUAACAAUAUUAUCAAUUACUAGUAAUAAAAUUUGGCCAACUAUAUCAAUAAAAUCAAUUGAACUACACUCAAUUGAAUUAUUCAAACUUGUUUUAAGAAGUUGUUUUAAGAAGUUUCAAGAAUAUGAAGGAUAUUUUCCUAUUAUAAUUAAGACCAUAAUUUACUUCAAUUAUUUUAUAUUAGUUAAUGCUUACGAUUGGAGAAAAAAUUAAUUUUAUUUAUUAUAAUUAUUAUGGCCACGUGUGUUGUGAUGUGCCACAAGUGCCCACACCCCCACACCUCAUCAUCUUCCCUUCCUCUGUUCUCUUUAACUUUCCCUUCAAUCAUCAUCUACAUUUCACCACCACCCAAUUUCUCUGUCAAUUCUACUCGCUUUCUCUUUUCAUUUCCUUCCUUUGAUUUCACUUUCCAAGUUCACUAAUUCGUGAUCAAACGCAAGGCCCAACCAAACGAAUUGGCUGACCAAAUCAUCAACCCCCAUCCAAUUUCAUGCUAGCUGAUCCCCAACUUCGUCGAUAUAUUCUGUUCAAAAUCUCCGCCAACUUGUACGGCGUCUCGAACUUCAUCGGCCGCCAUGGUUAUCCGUUCCUUGAACCUCGACGAGGCCAUCGCCAAAAACAGGAGCCUCCAAAAAUUAUAGCCACGAUCCCCGUGAACCCCAAAGAAUCUGAUACCACUUGAUCUCCCAUCUUCCAAUUGGCCGUUCUACUUAUUUUGCAUAUGGGAAAAAUCGCGCUCCGGAAAUUUAAAAUCGCGCUCUGAGAAUUAAUAAUUCGCGAACUGUCUAUGAAUUUUGGGAAAUCCGCGCUUUUAGCGCUCUAGAGCGGGAGCGCAAUGCCCAACCCAACGAAUUGGGUAACCUAAUGGCAGCCUCCUUCUAAUGAUGACUGGAUCGCUUCGACUCGAAGAUAAUUCCCCCAAGAUAAUUUUACCAGCGAUACUUUUUAAACUAUGAUUCGAUUAUUUUAUACCGGUAGAAUUAUUUACCAUAUUGAGUUUCAGUAGGUGGUAUCUCCCGUUGGAAUCAAGCAUUGUAAAAUUAUAUAAGGUUUCAUCGAAAGUCAGUGAUAUAAUAUUUUGUGUUUAAACCAUGAUUCAAUCAUUUUAUACAUGUAGAAUUAUCUACCGGAUUGAGUUUCAGUAGGUGGUAUCUCCCGCUGUACCGACUGGUUGAAUUAGUAUGAAAUUUAAUGGUUGUAUUAGCUUUGUCUUGAGUGAAAGAUGAAGGAUUUUUUUUUUUGUCCGACAAUCCUGUUUAUCUUGUGCUUCCUCACAAUGAUAGUUAGUGGAGACAAAUUCCUUCCACCUAAUGAAGAUACUAUUUUAGUAUUCUCAUUUCAUUACACUAGUGGAUCCUUUUCACCUCUGUAGCUGUCUAGCGAAUUUACAGUCUCAUGUGUUGCUUUUGGAGAAGGAAAUUUUAUAGCUGUCUACCCGACGAGAAAAGCCUCUUUGUAAAAUCAAGUUUUUUGGGCCCAUUCGAAGCCCAAAUAUCAGGUAUCGGUAAGGUAAAAGCCCGUUUAGAUGCAGGCUCCUCGUCCAAUUCUCUGGCGGCCUCACUCACUUCCCACUUGCGACACGUUGGCCCUCUUCUCACUGCCGAAAGAAAACCUCAGAAUUUCAGAGAACAAUUAUCACUCAGAGAAUCAAGCAGUCGUCCUGCCCUGUGUUAAAGUAAAUCCAUGGCUUCCGCAGUAGUUAGACGAGCAAAGCCGUCGGCUUUCAAGUCCGCGGUCGACGCAGGCCUCCGAAUCGCAGGAUCUUCGAGGUCCUACGCCAAGGUCGCCGUUGGUGCCGAUUUGGUCUCGGCAGCACCCGAUGUGGCCCUCCAGAAGGCUCGCAGCUGGGACGAGGGCGUCUCUUCCAAAUUCUCAACUACCCCUCUCAAAGACAUUUUCAAGGGCAAGAAAGUUGUCAUCUUUGGCCUCCCAGGUGCAUACACAGGAGUUUGCUCCCAGCAGCAUGUCCCGAGUUACAAAAAGAACAUCGAUAAGUUCAAGGCUAAAGGGAUCGAUUCAGUCAUUUGUGUGGCCGUUAAUGAUCCUUAUACAAUGAAUGGAUGGGCAGAGAAACUUGAAGCUAAAGAUGCUAUCGAGUUCUAUGGAGAUUUUGAUGGGAAAUUUCACAAGAGUUUGGAGUUAGAGAAGGAUCUAUCUGGUGCUUUGCUUGGACCUCGAUCCGAAAGGUGGUCGGCAUUUGUUGAAGAUGGAAAAGUUAAGGUCCUUAAUGUCGAAGAAGCGCCGUCGGACUUCAAGGUCUCUGGUGGAGAGGUUAUUCUAGAACAGAUAUGAAUGGUUGUGGGUUUAUGAACAUCAUAACUCAUAAGAACUAAGAAGGGUUGGAAUAACACGCUCAGCUGCUGCUGAUGAAUGAUGUUGAACCUGUGCGCAGUUUGGAUGGAUAAUUUUGGUGUUUCUGAGAAUGGAUGUUUUGUUUCAUUCCUGAAAUAUGUUAGGCAACUCGGUUUCUGGGUAGUUUAAGCAAUACUUUUGAGAAUCAACCUAGUGGUUCUUUCUUCAUCCCUUCAAGGAUACCAAUUUUUUUUUGCUUGAAAGCUGCACACUGAUGCAGUGAAUAUCCCAAACUCAACUUGCUUGCUGACCAAAUACCGGUGUUUAAUGUUUGUGAAUGAUGGGUUUGAUAUCUAGGUUUAAUUUCUGUAAGAGUUUGCCUCUAUGGAGAAGGAAAAUAAGCAGGGAAAAGAAACAAAUCAACAGAUCACACAGGAAUCCACCUCAAGUAAAAUUAUUUACAGAUUCACUCUUAAUCAUCGCCACAACAGCUCCCGAGCAUGAGGGUAAGUAGGCAGCAGCAUAACUUGCACCCUUGCCAGCUUAUCUCUGAUACAAAAUAGAUACAAAAUCGUCAAUGGAAGAAGAGUAGGUAUGCAAUUUAUAAAAAAAAAGGAGAAGGGUUUUAACUAAAAGUUGUACCCUGUGGUUGUGCAAUAUUAAAGUUGGCGGCUGACGAUGAAGCGUUGAAAGCCGCCGCCGGGCUGCAGGUCGAUGUCACCGGCGGCGACGGAGCAACGAGAGGCGGAUAGUGAACUGGUCUGGUGCCAUUCAUCGCCGUGGGAGAAACUAUCAAUAGCAUGAUUGCCGUUACUACUGCCUUAUUAUUAUUAGUGACGAACAUGUUUUGAUUAUGUUUUUUUUAUGAUUAAUUUGGUCAUUUGUAAGGCUAGUGCAUGUCUACUUAUAGAGCCUAAUGAUCUGAUUAUCAUUUUUAUAAUAAUCAAAUCAGCAUUUCCCGGCAAGCAAGUUUUGUUUCUUUGUUUCAUUGUUGUCCUCACCUGAACUGCCCUUGUGCGUGCCGACAAGGGGUUGUGGGCAGUGAAACUCUGAACCUCGUCAUUUGUAGUUCUGGUGAACCUCUUAUGUUUGAUCUUUUCCUUUUGGUUUUGUAGAUAGCCGAGGAUCAAAAAAGGCAGCGGAUAAAGCUACGUAAAUACUAAGUAAGCAGUGAAAUGAUCGAUUCGAUAGGCAACUAGUAGAUGAACGAUUUAGGGGUUGUGUGUUAACUCAUCUGGAUGUGUCUUUUUGUUUGGGGUAUUUGCAAUGAAACAACAAUUGAAAUGAAUGAAUCAUGUUUGGAGAAUUUCUCUUGUUAUUUUGAUGUGCAGGAAUAUAAUUAGAGGUGGAAAACAGUUUAAUCCGAUCAAAUUGGACCGUCUCGAGUUAUUGAGACCAGUUGGUUUAUGACAUCUUUAGACUACUUAUAAUACAUUUUAAAGAGUUUGAUUUGCUUCAUUUCAAAUUUCCUGCUACAAGAGUGAAAGUAGGAAGGGUAUUUUCGUCUACACAAUCAAUUUUUUAUUUCAUAUAAAAAAAAUAUCAAUGCUAGGAUUUGAACCGUGGUAUCUUCCAUCAAAGACAAAAAUUACAACCAAUUAGACUAGACACAUUUGUUGUACUUAAUUAAUACAAAACAUUGAUGAAG
Linum trigynum is the source of this 3991-nucleotide messenger RNA. Lineage: Eukaryota; Viridiplantae; Streptophyta; Magnoliopsida; Malpighiales; Linaceae. The record is from the annotation of a GenBank genome assembly.